Messenger RNA from Nymphaea colorata (pocket water lily), 1368 nucleotides. RefSeq names its product polygalacturonase ADPG1-like. The record is from RefSeq and is a predicted model, not a curated record. The transcript is spliced from 11 exons. Gene Ontology annotation, molecular function: polygalacturonase activity. Bases 1 to 1368 code for a protein of 455 amino acids. Gene Ontology annotation, biological process: carbohydrate metabolic process. NCBI's taxonomy places the organism in Eukaryota, Viridiplantae, Streptophyta, Magnoliopsida, Nymphaeales, Nymphaeaceae.
AUGGCUCCCGAUUUGGGAAGAAACAACGAGAUCUCGGAAGAUUACGACAAGGCAGAAAGCACAGAAAAACCAGAGCGAUCUCUGUGCCCUCUCAAGGAGAAAAGGUCUCCUCCUACACCGGAAGUAGAUGCCUUCGUCUCCUCCCCAGAAUCCCUGGUUACAGCCUGUCUCUCAGAUCUGUUACCUGCAAUAUCCGGUCAUCCUGACGUCACCGGGGAAACAGGUGCAUGUCUGGUUCAAGAAUGCAACGGCUUCAAUGUGAUCAACUUCGGGGCUGUUGGUGAUGGCAAGACAGACGACACUCAGGCAUUCUUGAAGGCGUGGACAGCAGUAUGUGGCACAACAAGGGCGGCAACACUUUUCGUUCCAGGAUGGAGGACGUUCUUAGUAGGCUCAUCCCAGUUCAACGGCCCAUGCCAAUCUAACUCUGUGCGUGUCAUGGUGAUUGGGAAUAUAUCGGCACCCAGCUCCCUGUCUGCGUGGGUAGGCAAAAACAGAUAUGCUUGGCUUAGCUUCAACCGGGUGCAUGGAUUGACCAUUGAAGGGCCUGGCACACUCAACGGCCAAGGUGCAAAUUGGUGGUUAUGUAGGCAAAAGCCCGAGCAGCCAUGUUCAUCUGCACCAGUGGCAUUAAUGAUAAAUCAGUGUCAAUACGUGACGGUAAAUGGGCUGCGCUCCUUAGACAGCCAGGGGGUUCACUUGAAGGUAGUGUAUUCGAAUCACGUGUACCUAAAUGACAUCACCAUUCAAGCACCAGAGGACAGCCCAAAUACUGAUGGCAUAAAUAUUGGGGCUUCUCAGUUCGUUUAUAUCAAUAAAGCUUCCAUCAAAACAGGAGACGAUUGCAUUUCCAUGAUAGUAGGGAGCUUUGACAUAAACAUCACAGAGGUCACCUGUGGCCCUGGCCAUGGUGUUAGUAUCGGAAGCCUUGGCCAGGAUGGAAACACAGAAUCUGUUGGAAGGAUACACGUCAAAAACGUCUCAUUUACUAACAGCAUGAACGGCGUCCGCAUCAAGACUUGGCAGGGUGGAUCUGGAUUCGUCCGAAACGUCAAGUUCGAGCAGCUGCAGUUUAGGAACACAGGCAACCCCAUAGUCAUUGACCAGUACUAUUGUCCCCAUAGUUCAUGUAAGGAACAGCCCUCAGCAGUGAAGAUUAGCGAAGUGAGCUUCACACAAGCAGUUGGUACGUCCAGCUCUGAAGUCGCCAUCAACCUGAACUGCAGCAGGACCGUCGCCUGCACAGGCAUCAUCUUGGAGAAUGUCCGUUUGAAGUCGGCCGACUCAAGCCGUCCUGUGAAAGCUAACUGCAUCAAUGCAUUUGGAAAUACUGACACCGUCAAUCCAGUUGUGCCUUGUUUUGACUAG